Messenger RNA from Pelagomonas calceolata, 2358 nucleotides. The record is from the annotation of a GenBank genome assembly. NCBI's taxonomy places the organism in Eukaryota, Pelagophyceae, Pelagomonadales, Pelagomonadaceae.
GGCCGGACGGCGUCCCACGGGACGUGCGCGACGAGGUGGGCGAAGAAACGGAGGCACAGAUUUAGCGUCUUUUAGCCUAUUUUUUUGCUAAAGGACAAGGAACGGCGCCGCGCCUCAAACAAGCCGCGCGCAAGAGCCGCGGACACACUGAGCACCUUUUCCAGCGCUCCUCAUACCGCAGCUGUCGUGGCCGCAGCGUCAGAGCCGCCGCUUUGUUGGCAAGCCUAAAAAACAAAUCAACUGUUGGAGCCACUCCCGCCUCGCGCGCGCGCCGGCAAAAGACAAAAAGAUAAUCAUGGACACAACCCCACCAGACCGCGAGUUCUGCGCACGCGGCGAGCAGCUCUACGUCGAGGCGCAGCUCGACCUCGCGUGCUGGCGGCGCAGCUACCCCCAGAUCGAGCACCUCAAGGCCGCCGUCGCGGACCGCGAGCUGGCCGUCGAUUCCAAUUCGCCGCUGGGCCUGCGCGUGGCCAUCGCGCAGGCGGCGCGCUUCCACCACGAAGGCGUGAGCUCGUCGCGCGAGUGCGUGCUCUGCCUCGAGAUGACGCUCAACAUCCUCACACACAUCCACGUCAAGCCCUGGAACGUGCACGCGAAGCGCGCGCUCGCGGAUUUGAGGAGGGCGGCCAUGCUCUUCGCCGAGGGCGAGGGCCCUCAGGCCUUCGAGCAGGCGCUCCAGCGGGCCUACGCGUCGCCCGCCGACCGCGGCCCGGACUCCUUCGACUACUGCGCGGAGCUGGCCCGCGCGGCCGCGCGGCUGCGCGCGGCCGACCCCUACGCGCGGCGCCGGGCGCUCGGCGACGGCGACGCGGCGACGGCCGCGCGCGCCGCGCUGGCCGGCGUCGAGCGCAUGCUGCUCGACAUCGAGAACCAGUACUGUCCCGAGCCCAAGUUCGCCAAGAUCAUCAGGGGCGACGCGGCGGCGGGCGCGGCGCCCGGCUUCGUCGAGGCCGCGGGCGCGGCGGCGCCCGAGCCCGCGUUCGCGCCGCAGCCGCCGCCGCCGCCGCGCUUCGCGCCGCCGCCGCCGGCGUUGCCGCCCCAGCCGCGCUUCCCGCCGGCGUCGCCCCGCGGCGCGCGCCGCCGCCGCCGCCGCCGCGCCGGUCGCCCGCCGCCGCCGCCGCCAGCGGCGGUCGCCCGCGGCGCCGCGGUCGCCCGCCGCCGCCGCCGCCGCCGCCGCCGCCGCGCGGCGACGCCGGACACGGGCGCGCGCGCGACGGCCGGCGGCGGCAGCCCCGCGGUCGUCCCGGCCGCUCGGACGACGACGACGAGAUCAGCGAGCCGGCGCCGGUCUCGGAGUCGCAGGCCGCGGCCGAGGACCUCACGGGCCUGCUGCCCGGCGCGCCCGUGCGCGGCAAGAACGCCAAGGGCUCGCGGAAGCGCCGGCGCUGGACGGCCGACGAGGAGACGGCCGUCAAGGACGGCUACCAGAUGUACGGCGACAAGUGGGCCAAGAUCCUGCGCGAGUUCUCCGUGCUCAGAAAGGGCGGCCGCACGAGCGCCGACGUCCGCGACAAGUUCCGCAACCUCGUGAAGAAGGACCCGGCGCUCGCCGGGCCGCCCAAGCGCGCGCCGGCCGACGGCCGCACCGACGACGAGGACGACGAGGACGAGGAGGAGGCGGCGGCGCCGGCGCCCGCGCCGAAGCGCCGCCGCUCGUCCGGCGGCGCCGCGCCGGCGCCGGCGCCGGCCGCCGCGCCGCCGCCGCCGGCCGCGGCGCCCGCGCCCGCCGCGCCGCCGGCGCCGCGCGUGCCGGCGGACGCGUGGGUCCCCGUCUGCGCCGAGUGGUGCCGCAAGCGCCUCGUGGCCGAGCCCGACGCCAAGGUGCACAUCUCGACGGUCCGCGACGCGUUCGCGUCGUCGACGGCGCUGCCGGCGGCGCACGCGGGCGCGCUGCGCGAGGCGUUCAAGCGCCCCAAGUCCAGGGAGUCCAAGGCGUUCAAGAAGACGCUCGAGGCGAUCGUCAAGGGCAACAUCAAGAACCAGGUCGUGAUCGACGGCAAGAACCAGGUGGGCAUCCUCCACUUCCGCCUCAAGGGCGACCACGUCGUGGACGACGACGAGGAGGUCCUCUCCGACGCCGGCGCGGCCGAGCCGGCCGCGGAGGAGGAGGAGGAAGAGGAAGAGGCGAGUGCCCUUUCCCCCUUCAUCCCUUGUAACUCCAUGCCACCUUCCUUUCGGUCCUGGACUCGUCCGUGCGUUUGCUCUGUGGUCGAGUCAGGGUUGCGCGGCGGCUGGUUGAGUGGACUACCUUCCUAUAGAGCCAAGCCUCAGCCUUUCUUACCCAAAACGGGAAAAAGAGAGAGAGAGAGCCACUUAUUGAACCCACCCCCAGGUAGUACGGACCCCGAGCGCUAG